GGGUCCGCGGACGCCAUUGCGCUGCUACCGGCUGGCUGCGGUCUUGUAGGGUACGCAGCAUCUCGCGCCUCGUUUCUCACCCUACCCUGUCCGGUUCUCCGGCCCGGCCUGUGGCCCGUCCCCGGCCUGGUCUCCGCCCCGUCCACCCCCGUCCCCGCGGCGGCGCGCGCGGCCCGCUGGGCGGGGUUCCGGGGAUGAGGCGGCGGCGGCGGUGCGCGGAGAAUAUGCUCGGCAGCUGAGGAGACGCGGCGCCCGGAGCGCGGCGCGACCCACGGGAUGGCUCAGCCGGCCGGCCCGGAGGGCGGCGAGGGGCCUCCGGACCCCGGGGCAGCCGCGGGCCCGCAGCACGCGCUGAGCCUGGAGGAAAUCCUGCGGCUCUACAAUCAGCCCAUCAACGAGGAGCAGGCGUGGGCCGUGUGCUACCAGUGCUGCGGCUCCCUGCGCGCCGCGGCCGCCGGCCGCCGCCAGCCCCGCCGCCGGGUGCGCUCGGCCGCGCAGAUCCGCGUGUGGAGGGACGGCGCCGUCACCCUGGCGCCCGCCGCCGGCGACGCGGGAGAGCCGGACGCCGCCGCGGGUAAAUUGGAAUAUUCACAUUGUACAGAAACAGAGGUUAUUGAAUCUUUGGGAAUUAUUAUUUAUAAGGCACUGGACUAUGGCUUGAAGGAGAAUGAAGAAAGGGAAUUAAGCCCUCCCCUGGAGCAGCUCAUUGAUCGCAUGGCCAACACGGUAGAGGCUGAUGGCAGCAAUGAUGAAGGCUAUGAGGCUGCCGAUGAAGGUCUGGAGGAGGAGGAAGAUGAGAAGAGAAAAAUCUCAGCAAUCCGGUCCUACAGAGAUGUCAUGAAGUUAUGUGCUGCUCAUCUCCCAACUGCAUCAGAGGCACCAAAUCAUUAUCAGGCAGUGUGUCGUGCACUGUUUGCAGAGACAAUGGAGCUGUAUACAUUUCUGACUAAAAUUAAGAGUGCAAAGGAGAAUCUGAAGAAGAUUCAAGAAAUGGAGAAGAGUAACGAAUCUAACACAGACCUGGAGGAGCUGAAAAACGCUGACUGGGCUCGAUUCUGGGUGCAGGUGAUGAGGGAUUUGCGGAAUGGAGUAAAACUCAAGAAGGUCCAAGAGCGGCAGUACAACCCUCUGCCCAUUGAAUAUCAGCUCACCCCUUAUGAGAUGCUAAUGGAUGACAUUCGAUCCAAAAGAUACACUUUGCGAAAAGUGAUGGUGAAUGGUGAUAUUCCCCCUCGGUUAAAAAAAAGUGCUCAUGAAAUCAUCCUGGACUUCAUCAGAUCAAGACCUCCUUUAAAUCCAGCCUCAGCCAGAAAACUGAAGCCUACUCCACCGCGGCCACGGAGCCUCCAUGAAAGGAUCCUGGAAGAAAUCAAAGCAGAAAGAAAGCUGCGGCCCGUGUCACCAGAGGAAACCAGACGCGGCAGGUUAGCAAUGCGGCCACUUAGCAUGUCUUACAGUUUUGACUUGUCAGAGGUAGCUACCCCUGAAUCUCCAAAGAAUGUCCUGGAAUCAUCGAUGGUGAAUGGAGGUUUAACGUCACAAUCAAAAGAAAAUGGGGCAGGUGCCGUACAGCAGGUGCCUGUGCAGCGGAAGAAACUCCUCAAAGCCCCAACUCUGGCCGAGCUGGACAGCUCUGACUCGGAGGAAGAAACUCUGCCCAGGUCAGCCAGCAGCAGUGCACCUUCCUCAUUCCUUGAAGCUCCCUUUCUGGAGGCUGUGUCCACAAGGAAGAACCCUCCGAAGUUCUUGCCCAUAUCCUCCACACCCCAGCCAGAACGACGGCAGCCACCCCAGAGACGACAUUCCAUUGAAAAGGAAACACCCACUAACGUGAGACAGUUCCUGCCAGCGUCCAGGCAGAGUUCCCGGUCUCUCGUUCCUAGGAUAACCAGAGUAUGGCCAACGACACCUUUCCGACCGCUUUUUUCUACCCUUCAAACAGCUUCUCUGCUCGGCUCUCACCCUUUGGAGGCAGCCUUGUUGGGGGUAGCAGGGGCUAUGUAUUAUCUGUGUGAGAGAGCUUUUACCAGCAGGUGGAAAUCCGCAAAGGAGGAAUUCUGCUACCCAGUGGAAUGCCUAGCACUUACUGUGGAGGAGGUGAUGCAUAUUCGUCAGGUCCUGGUGAAGGCAGAGCUGGAAAAAUACCAACAGUAUAAAGAUGUCUACACUGCUCUGAAAAAAGGAAAGCUCUGCUUUUGUUGCCGAACCAGGAGAUUUUCCUUCUUCACUUGGUCUUAUACCUGUCAGUUCUGUAAGAGGCCGGUGUGCUCACAGUGUUGCAAAAAGAUGCGGCUGCCCUCCAAGCCAUACUCCACCCUUCCUAUCUUUUCAUUGGGACCUUCUGCCUUGCAGAGAGGGGAAAGUUGUAUGAGGCCAGAAAAACCCUCCACUGGCCACCAUCGGCCACUUCGGAGCAUUGCCAGAUUGUCCUCAAAAUCCAAGUCUGUGGACAAAUCAGAUGAAGAACUCCAAUUUCCCAAAGAGUUGAUGGAGGACUGGAGCACCAUGGAGGUGUGUGUAGACUGCAAAAAGUUCAUUUCAGAAAUCAUCAACUCAAGCCGGCAUAGCCUGGUGCUGGCCAACAAAAGAGCCAGAUUGAAAAGGAAAACGCAGUCUUUCUACGUGUCCUCGGCAGGCCCUUCGGAGUACUGCCCUUCGGAGAGGACCAUCAGUGAGGUCUGAGCCCCGUGCAUUUGUGUGCAGAGUCGCAUUCGCGAGAGAACACUGAGCGGGGCUGUCUUCUCGCCGCAGUUAACUGGUUCGGGUUUGCAUGGGAUCAGGGUUUUGCUGCAUCACACUGUUCCACAGACUGAACACUGUCUUCAUAUCAGCCAGUCCCUUGUCUGCACUGAGAGAGGACAGUAGUUUGAAACUUGCUUCUGUGUGUGUGGUGAUUUGGAGGCCAGAAACUUUUUCCUUAGUUCAGUUCUUUACUGUCCCUCAAAUAAUUUUCUGACUGAGGCAGAAAGCUUCUGGUGUGAGAAAUCCGUCUAACACAGGCGUCGAAGUCAGCACAGUCUAAGAAGUAAGUCAUAUUGGCAUUUCCACCCGACAGUGUUCCUGCCUGAUGCACACAGAUCCCUGGAGGCUGGGCCAGGCUGUUACCAUCUCACAGCACAGAACCUACAAGGAUUUGCUCAUGCUCUCAAACUGGUUUUAAAUUAUUGUUGCUCUGAGAUAAAGACUCGGGAGGGACUUUACUCCACGCUCCAGUACAAAGCAUCUGAAUAAGCUGUACGCUCAAGUGGGCGCCCAUGUCCCCCACGCUGUGUCUGUGCCCGGGGAAGUGGGGCAGUGUCUCUUGAGGCAGGUGCAGGGCUUUCCUUGUCUUGAAUGUAUUAUGGUUACUAGUAGUUUUAUAUUGGAGGUCUAAGAUUUAAAGUUUUGUGGCAUUUGGGGACAAGGGCAGGCUAGAAGUUUGUCCAAAAGUUGAGUAUUUUGGCCAAUAGAAGAAGGGCUGUGAGUGCGUCAGCCACGCUGCAGGGAACGAGCUGGAGCGCUCACAUUUCCAACCGCGGUUUUCAUAACUUUAGUCUCGCCAUCAUGACUAAAUUAAGCCACAAUUUGGUAUCUGAGGUCUCAAACUGAAAUUUAUUUUUAUAAAUGAAUUUUAAAAGCAAAAACACGGUCUAGUUCAUUUAAAAUUAACCUGCUGAUAGGCUUUGUGGAUGCUUUUUGCACACGUUCUCCUUGUAAGUGACUUGAAUAGGACGGGUUUUGAUGAAGCCAGGUUGAGGCGGCACCAUACACUGUCAUUUCUCGACUUGUGUGGCCCAUUCCGUGGCCAUCUUUAUGAUUUUGGUUUGCUUGGCAGACCAGCCAGUCAAGUUGCCAGUCAUGUUUGGAAGCUCGGUUAAUGCACAUGCACAGCAGUUUCCUGAACACUCUCUAGAACACACCUGUAGUCAGCACCGUGACAGCACCGCUCACCAAAAGGCAGGGCAGUCACACUUCACACCACCUCACAAUACAGGAACAUUUCUAUAGCGAAUUAACAGUAAUACCUCAGAACUGCCCUGGUAGUGGUUUUACGUGACUGAAAUUUAUAAAUUAGUAAAUAGCUUAAAAUUACUUACACUUACAAAAUAAACUUUACCAAUUGACUGAAGUAAUGCAUGUUAACAGUUUGUCUGUAUUUGCAUGUAAAAGUGGGCCACCAGAGAACCCUUACUGAUUAUGGAAACGUUUAAAGUUUUAAAGACUCUCACAUAAGAGCUUUAAACAUUAUAUUGAGUGAAUCUCAUUUAUAAAAUUUUGGUGUGGGCUUCCCUGGUGGCGCAGUGGUUGAGUCCGCCUGCUGAUGCAGGGGACACGGGUUCAUGCCCUGGUCCGGGAAGAUCCCACAUGCCACGGAGUGGCUGGGCCCGUGAGCCAUGGCCGCUGAGCCUGCGCGUCCAGAGCCUGUGCUCCGCAGCGGGAGAGGCCAUGGCAGUGAGAGGCCCGCGUACCGCCAAAAAAAAAAAAAAAAUUUUUGGUGUGAGCAGCUUCUAAACAAACAACCACCAGGAAGGGUGCAAGGGAGAUGGGGUGGUGUUUGUAUCCAUGCACAGACCAGACCUAGGAGAGUGUGCUUUUUAAAAUAACGACUUGGGCUUCCCUGGUGGCACAGUGGUUGAGAGUCCGCCUGCCGAUGUAGGGGACGCGGGUUCGUGCCCCGGUCCGGGAAGAUCCCACAUGCCGCGGAGCGGCUGGGCCCAUGAGCCACGGCCGCGGAGCAUGCGCGUCUGGAGCCUGUGCUCCGCAACGGGAGAGGCCACAACAGUGAGAGGCCCGUGUACCGCAAAAAAAUAAAAUAAAAUAAAAAUAACUAGUUUUUUACAGGUGUUAUUAAAACACAAGAAACUAAACCCCCUAAAUGAGAAUCCCAUCCACAUUCACAAGGCACAUAAAAUCUAGCACAUCUAGUCUUUGACUUCACUUCUCCAGGUUUGUGACACUGUGCAGGUUGUCUGGGCAUUGUGGGCGCCUCUUAGCAGAGCGUCCACAGCACUGUCCACAGCACUAACAGGCUUUGCCAAGUGUAUUGAAGACGUCAAGUGGGUGGUAGGUCUCCGUGGGACAGUUUGCAGAAAGUACAGUAGAAAAGGGCACAUGGCACAGCUAAUAUUGUAGAAAUCAAAUCAGCAUCACUAUCUGGUGCCAAAACAAAUUCUUGCACUUACCCCCUCCCUUAUCCAUGGCAUGUAUCCCCAGCACCUCAACCAAAUCGGGUAACUUCCAGAGGGUCAUUCACUGCCAGCCUGUGGGGCGUGGUUUCAGUCCUCAGCCUCGUUUGACCUGAGGCCUAGCUUCCUUCCUCCCUUCCUACUGGGAUAACACACCUUCCCAGGCCUCCUCUUUGUCCUGGUUGUUGGCACUUACUUCUGGUCUGACAACAACAGCAUCAUUGGCUGGCUGGUCUCCUGGAGCCUGAUGUAUCCCAGCGGGGGGCUUCACUUUCACCCUCUCCCUCCAGGCUCACACCCUCCCUUGCAUCCCCUGCCUCAUGAGCUCACCCUUCUCACAGCUGAACUUUCUGUCAGUUUAGGAUAGAUAAGAAAGCUUGUAAAUACUGUAAUAUAGUAAUUAAUAUUUGAAAGGCGUUCAUUCAGUGGACAAUGAGAAUUAACUCUCCCAAGGCAAGUAAAAGUUAAAUCAAGUAAUUGAUUUGUACGUCGACUUAACAGUCUUACUAGAUUUCAAGUCUUAGGCCUUUCAAAUUAAACCAGAAAGUUGUUAUGUAGGAGUUUUUUAAAUGAUCUGACAUUUGAUGAGAUCCCAUGAACUCAUAAACUCAUGUUAUGUGAUUAGCACCGUGAGCUCAUACCAUGAAUUUUUUAAGGCUUUUAUUUUUCUAACUGUAUUAAUGUUGGACUGAUUUUAGGUGUCACAUAGGAGACAUGAAAGUUUUAAAUUAUGUUGCUGUUUGCUAAAGCAAAAUAGCAGACAAUUUUGUACAUGCAAAACUGCUGAAGGGCCAUGGGGAAAUGUGUACACGUUGACCUGGCUUCCUGUGUGUAAAAGUCAAGGUACUGCUGGUAUGCAGUGUGACAUGACAGUACUAAACGUUUUCCAUUAAAGUCUUUUAAAAUUUAUCGAGGGGAAAAUAAAUGACUUUACAUCAUA
This is a messenger RNA of Delphinapterus leucas (beluga whale), 6105 nucleotides long. It is a transcript of the gene SPIRE1, whose product is annotated as spire type actin nucleation factor 1. The record is from RefSeq and is a predicted model, not a curated record. Lineage: Eukaryota; Metazoa; Chordata; Mammalia; Artiodactyla; Monodontidae. Gene Ontology annotation, molecular function: microtubule binding; actin binding. Gene Ontology annotation, biological process: actin filament network formation; Golgi vesicle transport; actin filament polymerization. Gene Ontology annotation, cellular component: cytoplasmic vesicle membrane; cell cortex.